UUGUUCUCAGAAGAAUGCACGAGGCCAAAACAUAAACGAAAAUUUUGGUAUCACAAAAAUAAUGAAAAGUGGUUAAAGGGAUGUGGGACACGACCAUACAGUCAAAAACUACGAGAGUAG
Molecule: messenger RNA, 120 nt
Organism: Funneliformis mosseae
Lineage: Eukaryota; Fungi; Glomeromycota; Glomeromycetes; Glomerales; Glomeraceae
Source: the annotation of a GenBank genome assembly